CCAUUACGAUGGCGUUCCGCAUUACCGCCCGACGUUCAGCAUUGGCUCAUCCCUCUGUCAGUGCCGCCACUAGGAGGUUCCAUUCGACGCCACGAGCGUUCGUCAAGGUCGGCCAGGAGAUUCCCGACCUGCCGGUUCUGGUUGAGAACUCACCAGCAAACAAAGUAAACCUGGCCGACGAGUUCCGGUCCAAGAACGGCAUCAUUAUUGGCGUGCCUGCCGCCUUCUCGGGUGUCUGUUCAUCCAGCCACAUCCCUUCGUACAUCAACCAUCCUAAGCUCCAGGAUGCCGGUUCCGUCUUUGUCGUUUCCGUCAACGACCCGUUUGUUAUGAAGGCUUGGGGAGAUCAACUGGAUCCCGCCCAGCAGACCGGUAUUCGUUUCUUGGGCGAUCCCUCUGCCGCUUUUACCAAAGCUUUGGACCUCGAUUUUGACGGGACCGCCAUCUUUGGCGGUGUCCGCGGCAAGCGCUAUGCACUUGUCGUUGAGGACGGCAAGGUCAAAUCUGCCCAUGUCGAACCCGAUAACACAGGCACUUCGGUCUCCAUGGCUGAUAAGGUGUUGGGUUGAGGGGAUGGCGACAUAUCCCCCUGAUGCCAGAACCGGCGGACCACAUGCGUUCUCAAAGUAGCGCAGCGGUAUUUUGAGAAGGCGUGAACGGCUUGCGCCCGAAGGUGUACAGAGUCAUGUUUAUGAAGUUCUUGGACCAGGCUGCUUACGUACCGCCCAUUGGCACCAGAUCCCUGGGUUGUUCCCCGUUCGGGCUGACGCCACGUGGUACAUAUUGUAGUGUCCAUACCUUAAUUAACAUGGAAUCUCUAAAGAAUUUAAAGAGGAACGGCGAGUGUGUGCUGCUAUGGCCUGCACUACUAAGGCAUUGCUGCCCGAUUCGGAAGAGGGUUUAUGCCACCUCGCCUUGCAAACCUGAAGACAUUCAGCGAGUCGACUAAAAGAGUUGAUUAGAAUACUGGGUGAUCCACAACAGAGAUGUCGCUGCAGUGAUAUCACGGUGAUCAAGACUGAAAAACGCAGCCAUCUCUGGAAACGCCGUUAGG
Sodiomyces alkalinus F11 is the source of this 1054-nucleotide messenger RNA. Its product is annotated as putative peroxiredoxin 5, prdx5. The record is from RefSeq and is a predicted model, not a curated record. Bases 9 to 569 code for a protein of 186 amino acids. The transcript has 4 exons. Lineage: Eukaryota; Fungi; Ascomycota; Sordariomycetes; Glomerellales; Plectosphaerellaceae. Gene Ontology annotation, molecular function: thioredoxin peroxidase activity. Gene Ontology annotation, cellular component: cytoplasm; cytosol; peroxisome. Gene Ontology annotation, biological process: cell redox homeostasis; hydrogen peroxide catabolic process; cellular response to oxidative stress.